ACACUCACGUAGUCUUUGUGUUGGUGUGGGGUCGCGAUGGUAUCUCGGUAUGGCCAAUGGUGUCGUUCUUCGGUUCUUUACAGAAGUAGAACGUGCGUGAGCGAGGUCGGUGCGGAGCAACCACCUCGAUUUUGAACGUUCUUGGUCUUCUGGAGGCACUGCAUACCUCGAGUCCAAGAUGCCACCAAAAAAGUCUAUGGAAGAGACCGACCGGCUAACACGUAUAGCUAUUGUUAAUUCUGACAAGUGUAAGCCAAAGCGUUGUCGGCAGGAAUGCAAGCGGUCAUGUCCUGUGGUGCGUAUGGGAAAACUCUGCAUAGAAGUCACGCCAAAUAGUAAGAUUGCAUCGAUAUCUGAGGAGCUAUGCAUUGGCUGUGGUAUUUGUGUCAAGAAAUGUCCCUUCGAGGCUGUUUCAAUUAUUAAUCUACCAAGCAAUCUGGAAAAAGAAACUACGCAUCGAUACUCCAAGAACUCGUUCAAGCUUCAUAGACUUCCCAUCCCGCGUCCUGGUGAAGUAUUGGGAUUAGUCGGUACUAAUGGAAUCGGAAAAUCAACAGCGCUGAAAAUUCUAGCUGGCAAACAAAAACCUAAUCUUGGUCGUUUCACUGAGCCACCAGACUGGACAGAAAUAUUGAGCCACUUUAGGGGUAGCGAACUCCAGAACUACUUCACUAAAAUCCUAGAAGAUGAUUUGAAGGCUUUAAUCAAGCCUCAAUAUGUUGACCAGAUCCCAAAAGCAGUAAAAGGAACCGUUCAACAGCUCUUAGAUAAGAAAGAUGAGUGCAAGAACCAAAUGGAGAUUUGCCGUAUGCUGGAUCUGACCCACAUACGAGAUCGUGGUAUCGAGGCGCUGUCUGGAGGGGAACUGCAGCGUUUUGCCUGUGCCAUGGUUUGCAUUCAAGAUGGAGAUAUAUUUAUGUUCGACGAGCCUUCUUCUUACCUAGACGUCAAGCAACGAUUGAACGCUGCUGUUACUAUACGGUCCCUCAUACAUCCAGACAAGUUCAUAAUCGUAGUAGAGCACGAUUUAUCCGUGUUAGAUUACCUGUCCGACUUCAUCUGCUGCCUAUACGGUGUUCCUGGUGCUUAUGGCGUAGUUACUAUGCCGUUUUCAGUAAGGGAAGGAAUAAACAUAUUUUUGGAUGGUUUUGUGCCGACCGAAAACCUCCGUUUUCGGGAGGAAUCCCUCGUUUUCAAGGUCGCGGAAAGCGCGACAGAAGAAGAAGUUAAGCGAAUGAAUCACUACGAGUAUCCCAAGAUGACAAAAACUAUGGGCUCCUUCACUCUUGCCGUAGAGAAGGGUCAGUUCUCGGACUCGGAGAUAUUGGUACUACUUGGUGAAAAUGGCACUGGAAAAACAACUUUCAUUAGAAUGCUUGCGGGAAAUUUACCUGCAGAUGAGGGCUCUGGAAAUAUCCCUCUUUUGCACAUCAGCUAUAAGCCACAGAAAAUCAGUCCCAAGUCGCAGGGCAUCGUGAGACAGCUGCUCCAUGAAAAAAUCCGAGACGCUUAUAUACAUCCUCAAUUUAUCACCGAUGUCAUGAAGCCGCUUAAGAUUGACGAUAUCAUGGACCAGGAAGUCCAGAAUCUAUCUGGAGGAGAGUUACAACGUGUCGCCAUGGCUCUCUGCCUUGGAAAACCAGCCGAUGUCUACCUCAUUGAUGAGCCAUCUGCGUACCUUGAUUCUGAACAGCGUUUAGUCGCUGCCAAAGUUAUUAAAAGGUUCAUCUUACACGCCAAGAAAACUGGAUUUGUGGUGGAGCACGAUUUCAUAAUGGCAACUUAUUUGGCGGAUCGGGUGAUUGUGUUCUCUGGGGUUCCUUCAUUAGACACAACUGCUCACUGCCCUCAGUCGCUACUGAAUGGUAUGAAUCGCUUUUUGGAGUUACUCGGUAUCACGUUUAGAAGAGAUCCCAAUAACUUUAGGCCUCGCAUCAACAAGAGUCAAUCGGUCAAGGACAUGGAGCAGAAGAGGGCAGGACAAUACUUUUUCCUCGAGGAAUAAUUCAUGGCGUUCGGCAUGAAGCCGUAUCCAUCUACAUAUCACGUUUAAACAUCCCGUAAUUCACAUACUGGACAACCUGCCGAAAUUUUUUACAGUCCUUCUUCGUGAGCUAAGUUGAAAGUUGGGAAAUAGGGAACUGGAUUUGCAUUCUCAUGUUCAAUUCUAGGUUUUAAUUCCGAAUGAUAUUGAAUUCUCAAUAUUAUUCCUAUAUCGUUACCUAUGAUUCGUCGUAGUCUGACUUUACACGCAAAAGCGGGUGAUCGUAGUAGUAGUGAAUUGCGAAUCGUGAUUUGUGGACUCAAAUUUGUACCAGCCUGUAAUCGUGGUGGUUUGUUAUCGACCAAUAAAUAUGUACAUGAUGUCA
Messenger RNA from Athalia rosae (coleseed sawfly), 2369 nucleotides. RefSeq names its product protein Pixie (gene pix). NCBI's taxonomy places the organism in Eukaryota, Metazoa, Arthropoda, Insecta, Hymenoptera, Athaliidae. Gene Ontology annotation, molecular function: iron ion binding; ATP hydrolysis activity; ATP binding. The record is from RefSeq and is a predicted model, not a curated record. Gene Ontology annotation, biological process: translational initiation; ribosomal subunit export from nucleus; translational termination. The transcript is spliced from 9 exons. The coding region runs from base 179 to 2005 and encodes 608 amino acids.